Coniosporium apollinis CBS 100218 is the source of this 1335-nucleotide messenger RNA. RefSeq lists its product as uncharacterized. The record is from RefSeq and is a predicted model, not a curated record. Gene Ontology annotation, molecular function: NADP binding; oxidoreductase activity; NAD binding. NCBI's taxonomy places the organism in Eukaryota, Fungi, Ascomycota, Dothideomycetes. The transcript is spliced from 3 exons. Bases 1 to 1335 code for a protein of 444 amino acids.
AUGUCUUCAGCGCAGAAAGAGAGCAUAGGGUUCUGCGGACUGGGCGCGAUGGGCCAGGGAAUGGCCACCAACCUGCUCAGGCACGGCUACAAUGUUAAAGGCUUUGACGUCUAUCCUCCGUCACUAGCACGCUUUAAAGCCGCAGGCGGCAUACCAGCAUCCUCGUUAGCAGAUUCCGCUGCUGGAAGCACAUACUAUGUUUGCAUGGUAGCCACCGCUGUGCAAGCCCAAUCUGCGCUGUUUGAUGGGGAGAGUGCGAUUGUACCUGCAUUACCACGAGGUGCCACACUCUUCCUCUGCUCCACCGUCCCAGCCACAUACGCCCAAUCCGUCCAAGCCGACCUCGACCGCCUAGGCCGCUCCGACAUCCUCUUCAUCGACUGCCCCGUAUCCGGCGGCGCCGCCCGCGCAGCCGCCGGCACGCUCUCCAUCAUGGCUGGCGGCUCCCCGGCCGCGCUCGAAAAAGGCCACGCCAUCCUCGCCGCCAUGGCCGCCGAGACUAAGCUCUACAUCGUCGAAGGCGGCGCGGGCCAGGGCAGCAACAUGAAGAUGGUGCAUCAGGUCCUCGCGGGGAUCCAGAUUUUGGCUGCGAGCGAGGCCAUGGGGCUGGCGGCACGGAUGGGGCUCGAUCCGAGGAAGGUGAGAGAUAAGGUGCUGGGCUCGGAGGGGUGGAGUUGGAUGUUUGAGAAUCGGGUUGAGAGGAUGUUGGUUGAGGAUUUCUAUCCGGGGGUUAGUGCGUUGACUAUCAUACUGAAGGAUGUGGGAAUCAUCACACAAAUGGCACGCGUCUACCAAUACCCUACGCCGCUGACCUCGGUCGCGGAACAAGUCUAUCUCCAGGGGCUUUCGCAGGGCUUCGGACCGCAGGACGAUGCGGGCAUGGUUCGUAUGUACUACCCCCAGCCUCUGUCCCAGAUGACCGCAACCCUGUCCGGCGAAGACGAGGAGAUCCAACUAAGCAAAAUCGUCCGAAUGCUCGCCGGCAUCCACCUCUGUGCCGCCACCGAAGCGAUAGCAUUCGCUAAACACGUCCGUCUGCCACUGGGACAGUUCUACGAGCUGGCGAACGAUGCCGCGGGCGGUAGCGCCAUGUUCAGACAAGCCGGGGCGGACAUGAUAAAAGCAUUGGAGGGGGAUGAGGCGGUGCUAGACAAGCCGCAGAGGUACUGUCUGGGCGAGGUGGUUGGGCACAUGUUGCAAGUGAAUGAAGAGGCUGCGAAGCUCAAGUGCCCAGUCUACCUGGCUAGUGCGGCUUUGAAUCUCCUUCUACUGGCGCAGCAGGGUGGACGAGAUAAGUGUGCGGAUGCAAGCGUGAUCCGGUUGUGGAAACAAUAA